UAUGUUUAUGUUACCCGAAAAAAAUGAUUUAAGUCAUAGUAUAGAAUAAUAAUACGAUAUGUACCUAUAACCCGACAGUGAAUUAGCACUUUUUUUAAAAAUAGUGUUUCUGAGGAUUAUCGUUUUUUCGUUGUUCGUACACGAAUAUUAACUUGUGAAUAUUUAUUGGUAUACACCGUUUCGUAAACGACUAUUAAAAAUGAGUAUUAUGGAUUAUAAUGGUGGUGCUUUAAUUGGCAUGAAAGGCAAAGAUUGCGUUGCUAUUGCUACUGACAAACGAUUUGGUAUUCAAGCUCAAACAGUGUCCCUCGAUUUCACUAAAGUAUAUAAAAUAAACGCUCAUACAUUUAUGGGAUUCCCUGGUCUAGCUACUGAUAUAUUUACUGUAUAUGAAAAAAUCAUGUUUAGAAAAAGGUUAUACGAAUUAAAAGAAAAUCGUAAAAUAUCUCCUAAGGCUCUAGCAUCACUAGUUUCCAACUUGUUGUACGAAAGCAGGUUUUCACCAUUUUUUGUUGAACCAAUGAUUGUUGCUUUAGAUGAAGAAACAUUGGAACCAUAUAUGUGCGACAUGGAUUUAAUUGGUUGUGUUAAUAAAUCUGACAACUUUGUGGUUGGAGGUACUAGUUCAAGUCAGUUGUAUGGUCUCUGUGAGGCACUUUGGGAACCUGACAUGGAAGAAGACCAGUUGUUUGAAACAAUUUCACAAGCUUUAAUUAGUGCAUGCAAUCGUGAUGCUAUUUCUGGUUGGGGUGGAAAGGUGUAUAUUAUUAAAAAAGACAAGGUAAUUGUACGCGAUAUCAAAAUGAGAAUGGAUUAGAUGUCAACCACAGUCAUUUGAAUUCCAUGUAAACAGAAAAUUAAUGUUUUUUUUCAUAUAUAAUAUAUAAUACAAUUGUUUUUUUAUAUA
This is a messenger RNA of Sipha flava (yellow sugarcane aphid), 907 nucleotides long. It is a transcript of the gene Prosbeta3, whose product is annotated as proteasome subunit beta type-3. The record is from RefSeq and is a predicted model, not a curated record. The transcript has 5 exons. Gene Ontology annotation, biological process: proteasome-mediated ubiquitin-dependent protein catabolic process. Gene Ontology annotation, cellular component: proteasome core complex, beta-subunit complex; proteasome core complex. Bases 200 to 817 code for a protein of 205 amino acids. NCBI's taxonomy places the organism in Eukaryota, Metazoa, Arthropoda, Insecta, Hemiptera, Aphididae.